AUGGGUAAAACACAGAGCAAAUCAUCAGGAGAUGUUGUAUUUCAGAACGAAUCUAGAUUUCCCCUGCAGUUUUCCAAUGCUUUAGUAAAUCACUUAGACUCAAAAGUAGAGUCAGAUGCAACUAGGGCAGCAUCUUUGGAAGAACAUAUUCAAGAAAGAGUAGCAGUAGAAAUAGAACGGUUACAUUCAAGAGAAAGAGACAUUUUAAUAGAAAUUGAGAAAGAAUUAAUAAGAAAAAAUGCAAAACGAGAAAAAGCGCAAGAAAAAUUGAAUAGUUUUAGUUUAAAAAAUGAAAUGUCAAAAUUAGAAGAAAAUAUAAAAGGGUUAUUUCAGAUAAGAAUGAUGGAUGAAAAAUUAUUAAAAAAAAAGGGAGAAGUGAUUGAUUGUUUAAAAGAAAAUGAACAAAAACCUCUUAAUUGCGAUGAGACGAUUAAGGCAUUUAGGAAAGAGGUAGAUUUAUUAAAAGAUGAAUUUAUCAAUAAAUAUCAGUGAUAAUUUAUUAAAAUCGAUGCUUUUUAUAAAUUUUUAAAUGAAAAUAAUUUUGAUUAUAUAGAUGUAUAUACGAUUAAAAACAUAUAUCAUACAACUAGAUAGUGGUAGGUAAUUCCAUAGCAGAAUAUAAAGCAAUAUAAGCAGUAUCAUUUUCACUUCCGCCAUCUAAGGUCUCUAUUUUAGAGCGAGGUAUUCUUAUCCAUGCUUGAUAAUGCCCAGAAUCAGCAGAUGCUAAAAAAAAUUAAGAAAUGAUAAAAAAAAGUAUAAUUUUACCUCCAGAAUGCGUUAAAAUCCCUAUUAAAUUAUAUAAACCAGACACAUUUGAACCUUCAUCAAUAGAUUUAAUAUCGACUAAUCUCCAUAAUUCCUUAAUCAUUUCAUUUAAAGAUUUCUCUAAAUAUUCAUAGGUAUCAUUAUCUAGAGAAGUUUUUACUUUUUUUCUAGUUUCUUUUUCUUCCAAGCUCUUAUUAAUAUUGCGCAAAAUAUCUCUUACUGGAAUCAAUUUAGAUUUUAAAUUGUCUUCACAGAAUUCACAUAUAUCUAAUUCAAAAGGAAACUUUACUUUUCGCAAAAUUUUUACUUUUUUGCGAAUAGAGAAUUUCCAAAAAAACCUUACAAAAUUAAUCUAUAUAAAUGUAAGAGAAACAUUAAGAAAAUCAAUAAAUGUUACAGUUAAAUACUUUGGAAGCCUAGAAAUCUUCGAGACUUUUAUAAAUGUAGCUUCUUUAUUUAAAAUUUCCGAGCGUUUAGUAAUUGUUUCUUUUAAACCUUCUUUUAAACCAUCAAUCAUAUAAUUAGUAUUCAUCCCAAUAUGACAAUUCAGCUUUAUAAAGUCUUCAUUAGAAAUAAUAGGAGGUUCAUCUUCACUUUCGGUGCAUUUUAUUUCAUUAAUAAGAGUUCCUACCAUAUACUUAUUAACAAAAGAUGGCGAAUCCCCAUUCAUAGGCAUAUGGGUCCUCAAAUUCUGAAUUAGCUGAGACCAACAUUCUUCUGCGUCUUGUUGACAGAAUCUGCCAUGAAUAUUAUCUCUUUCUGCAAAUUGAGGAAAUACUAUCCUAAGACACUAAAAAAAUAUUAGAAAAAUACUUCUCUAAAAGAGUUUAGAUUCGAAUUACUCCUAAAAAUAUAAGCGGUGAAAAAUCGCUAUAUAUAUUCAUAUUUCGAAAAACAUCAGAAAGAGAUUCUAUUAUAGUUCCUGAAUUAUCUAACUUUCGAGUCUUAUCUUGUGAAAUUCUAAAUAUUAAUAUUACAAUGACAGUUAAACAAAAAAAUAAAAUCACUUCUCUAAUUCUGAUUCAAGCUCAGGCAUAGAUUUAAGCAUUUGUAGUGUAGAGUUCAUAUAACACGUAUUCCCUAAGUUUUUAAGCCCUGAUGGCAAUGAAAGCUAUAAAAAGCACAAAUAAGUAAAUAAACAUAAAGUACAAUCAAUAUACUUUUUUAUG
Pneumocystis murina B123 is the source of this 1934-nucleotide messenger RNA. RefSeq lists its product as hypothetical. Bases 1 to 492 code for a protein of 163 amino acids. Lineage: Eukaryota; Fungi; Ascomycota; Pneumocystomycetes; Pneumocystales; Pneumocystaceae. The record is from RefSeq and is a predicted model, not a curated record. The transcript has 4 exons.